Messenger RNA from Salvia miltiorrhiza (redroot sage), 1282 nucleotides. RefSeq names its product 2-oxoglutarate-dependent dioxygenase DAO-like. Gene Ontology annotation, molecular function: indole-3-acetaldehyde oxidase activity; dioxygenase activity. The coding region runs from base 221 to 1123 and encodes 300 amino acids. Gene Ontology annotation, biological process: auxin catabolic process. The transcript has 3 exons. NCBI's taxonomy places the organism in Eukaryota, Viridiplantae, Streptophyta, Magnoliopsida, Lamiales, Lamiaceae. The record is from RefSeq and is a predicted model, not a curated record.
GUUCACAACCAAAGAUCUCCCCGAAUUUCCGCUAUAAAAACCAUCGUGCACACACGAAUUCCAUCGUCAAUUCAAAGAAAUCACAACAGAAAAAAUAUCCCAGAUUUCCACUAUAAAAACCAUUGUGCACACACGAAUUGCAUCACCAAAUCAAAGAAAUCACAACAGAAAAAAAGAAAAACUUUCAUACAGUGAGAAAAAAAGAAGCAGCAGCAAACCCAUGGCGAAGGAUUCUGCUCCAGUAAUUGACAUGGAGGAUUCAUCGAAUUUAGCAGAGAAGAUAGUGAAAGCAUGCGAAGAGUGGGGUUGCUUCAGACUGGUUAACCAUGGCGUCUCCGGUGAGCUGAUGGCCGAAAUGAAGGGCGUGACCCGCUCCCUCAUGGACCUUCCCAUGGAGGUGAAGCACAAGAAUUCUCACCCUGAGCCAGGCAAAGGCUACACCCCACCAAACAUGGCUAGCCCUUACUUCGAAGGCCUCAGUUUGUACGACAUGGCUUCACCAGAAGCAAUCGACCACUUCUGCUCCCAGCUCCACGUGUCGCCACAUCAGAGGGAGGUGUUGAGCAAGUACGCGUUCGCCCUGUUUGAUCUAGCGCAAUUUCUGGGGAGAAAGGUGAUGGAGGGGCUGGGGAUGGAUGGACACCUCUUCAGCGACUGGCCAUGCCAGCUGAAGAUGAACAGAUACAACUAUGGCCCUCAAACCGUCGGAUUAACCGGCGCCGUUUUGCAUACAGAUCCCGGAUUUCUCACAAUACUGCAAGAUGAUGAAAUCGUCAAUGGCCUCGAGGCAGUGCACAAGAUCACCGGCGAAUUCGUUCCGCUCGAUCCCUUCCCAGGAACUCUCGUUGUUAAUGUCGGAGAUCUCGCUAAGGCUUGGAGCAAUGGAAGGUUUUGCAAUGUGAAGCAUCGAGUGCAGUGCUACGAGGCGACUAUACGUACUUCGAUUGCUCUUUUCGUGUUGGGUCCAAGAGAUGAGAAAGUGGAAGCGCCGCCGCAGCUGGUGGAUUCCGACCACCCCCGCCGGUACCUUCCGUUCGACUUCGAAGAGUAUAGAAAGCUUAGAGCUUCAACAAACUCACCUACCGGAGAAGCCCUUAAGUAUUUUGUGGCCAAAAGUUCGUGAUAUUUGACGAGAUCGUUGACUAUUAUGUAUUAUGUAUUGUGUAUUAAAAUAUAAUCGGUCGCGGACGAUCGAGAAUUGAUUUUUUACAUGAUUAUUGUAUUAAUUUAUGCAGUUGAAGCAUGAUAUUGAGCGAUUCGUGCAUUUAUUUGGGAAGUUCAA